AUGAAGAGGGAUCGUUUGUUGGCGCUUCUGGCCUUGGCUGUGUUGACCUUGACGUGCGGCCUACUGGUCGUGAACUCCUGGACGAGCGGUGGGCGGGAGGAGAGUCCACCAGGGAAGAGCUCUUCCUUCACGACGAACUACGCCGCGGCGUAUUUGGGCGCCACGCUGACCGAUUUCAGUCGUGCCUGCAAGGGCGCCUCGUCCGUGCUCAAUGACGAAAAGGAGAAGUACAUGAUAUGCGCCUGUGAGGCGACCAGGAAGCUGUUCACGGUGCAGCUUAUCCGCGAGAUUGAGGUUCGCGUCGUCACGUUGGUGAACCUGGAGCAUUUCAGUUCGAGCGUGAAGAAGUUUAUGCUGCUCGGCAGCAAAAAGUACCCCACCAACGAGUGGCGUGUGCUGGGGGAGUUCGAGGCCAGUCCGUGGCGCGGGGCGCAGCACUUCGACGUGCCGCCGCAGGAGCCGGUGCGCUUCCUGCGGCUCAUGUGGGUCACCUCCCACGGGGACGACUCGUGGUGCACGCUGACCGCCUUCAAGGCGUUUGGCGUGGACGUGCUGGAGACCCUGACGCAGGACUACGGCGGCGAAGUGGAGGAGUUGCUGCAGGGGCCGCUGGACAGGGCCCUGCCGGCGCCCCCGAGCUUCGUCGCGCCAACGCCGCCGGCUUCCACGGGGGUGGAUGCACGUGCCAGCGGGCCCGCGGCCGGGCUGCAACGCCCUAGCGAAGGAACGAAGCCCCGCGGCGAUGCGGCGCUCGAGAAACUCUUCCGGCAGGUGGAUGCCAUCGUUUUGGCUGGUGCCGGGCGCAGCGGCAACGGCAGCAGCGACGACGGCGACGCCGCCGCCGACUCCUCCAGUCGCUGCGACGACGGCGACUUUCUUGACAACGCCUCCCAGACGUGCAUGCUGCACGAGCGUCAGGCGUUCUUGUCCAGCUCCCGCUGCAAGUGCUUUCCUAGGCCGCCGCUCUUCGGCAAGAUGGCGCUGGCGCCGAAGCCGUUCCAAGGGGGGACGGUGCUGCAGAUCAUUGCACAGAUGAGCAAGCAUCUCAAAAUGCUGCAGCAGGAGCUGGAGGAGGCCUCUGCCCGGCAAAGGGCAAUGCAGGCGCGGCUAGAAAGCGCCGAGGUGGCGGUUGCGUCCAUUAGGCUGCACCUUCGCGAAACGUUGCGGUUCACCUGCGACUACAGUGAGCGGUUCAUUGAGCUGAAGAAGGAGAUGGAUGCCGUGAAGGCGCGCCUCGCACUUGCGUUGGAGCCAAGGGGCCGCAAGGGGGGUCGUGUCACCUUACAGAUGUGGGUGGCUUGCUCCAACGCGUUGGCCUUUGUCGCCCUCCUCGCGGCGUGUUUUGUGCCUCGCCCAACCAUCCCCAUCGGAGCCCGGCGCUUCACGCUGCGUGGGUAG
Molecule: messenger RNA, 1398 nt
Organism: Trypanosoma conorhini
Lineage: Eukaryota; Euglenozoa; Kinetoplastea; Trypanosomatida; Trypanosomatidae
Exons: 1
Coding region: 1-1398 (465 amino acids)
Biological process (GO): protein folding in endoplasmic reticulum
Cellular component (GO): cytoplasm; membrane
Source: RefSeq, a predicted model, not a curated record